AUGUUGUCGCAGUCCCUGUUCUGCGCGUUGGCCUCACUCGGAUUUGCCUCCCUUGGCCUAGCAGAUUAUGCUGUUACGAUUCCUUGGGUGGGUUAUUCGAGCUCCGGAAACUAUUUCGACGAAUGGCAGGGCGAGUUUGUGGCAGAAAAUAGUGAAACCACAACCUACCAUAUUGAGCCGCACUGUCCCGCAAGCAGCCAUUGCCCAACACUUGAACCCCCGAUCACUUUGAUUGUCGCGACUAACACCUAUGAACUUAUAACCACAAACCCCAAUGGAUUCAUCGGUUACUCGAGCUCUGCCUGCACUUUGACCGGCUCCCCAUCUCCGACAGCUGCUCACUGUUCAUACACAGACUCGUAUGAAUACCGCAGUUCCACUACCACCGAUUCAGAUACUAUGAAUGUUCCUGAUGAUUUGUUUGACUUUGAGGUUUACCCGGUCACCCUGACUGUAGCCGGUUCUGGAUCUACUGGUGCCACUGGGACUACGGCUGACACUAUGGCUGAGACGACUGGUUCUUCGACUGAGUCGACUAGUGAAACCGCGUCAAACUCUCGGACUUCUGGUGGUGGUAGUGGGAGUGCUAGUGCUACUGCCAGUGCUACCACGUCAGGCAACAUUGCCGUCAAAACUAAUGCACCGAUGUUGGUUAUGGGUGGUAUACUUGCAGGUGCUGUGCUUCUGAACUAG
This is a messenger RNA of Penicillium antarcticum, 693 nucleotides long. RefSeq lists its product as uncharacterized. NCBI's taxonomy places the organism in Eukaryota, Fungi, Ascomycota, Eurotiomycetes, Eurotiales, Aspergillaceae. Bases 1 to 693 code for a protein of 230 amino acids. The transcript is spliced from 5 exons. The record is from RefSeq and is a predicted model, not a curated record.